Molecule: messenger RNA, 1368 nt
Organism: Musca vetustissima
Lineage: Eukaryota; Metazoa; Arthropoda; Insecta; Diptera; Muscidae
Product: protein SMG9
Exons: 2
Coding region: 1-1368 (455 amino acids)
Biological process (GO): nuclear-transcribed mRNA catabolic process, nonsense-mediated decay
Source: RefSeq, a predicted model, not a curated record
AUGUCUGAUAAUAGAAGAAGACGAUACCGAAAACCUAAGCAGGAGGAAAAACGUCUUGAGGUACAACCGAAAAUCUUAUUGAAAUCCAAAACAGAGCAGAAAAAUGAGACGGACACAGCACCUUCAUCCUCCCAGGCCAAACCACCAGAACAAACUUCCAAUGUCCAACAGAUACCACAUAAAACAAUUAUAUUUCAAAAAUCCUCAGCCCAAAGUCCUAACAUAAGCCCCAACAUUACUGCCCAGCAGCAACAACAUAUUACCACAACGGAAUCGCAAAACAUAGUUGAACCAGUCUAUCAAAUGAGUCGUCCAGCCACUGUGAUAUCAUCGACCGGCACAAUAAAUGUCGGCACCAAAAAGUUAUUAAUGAAAGCCAAUACCGAUUUUUUGGUAGUGGGUGUUGUGGGCACCCAAGGUGUUGGGAAGUCGACAAUUUUAAAUUUGCUGGCAAACGAACAGCUAGAUUUCGAUUAUUAUCGCAAGGUGUUUGUGGAGGAGGAUUCCACUUUCCCCACUAAGCUCAAGGCGAACAAAUGUUCUGCUCGUUCGCGGACAGAGUCUACACAUUUAUUUAUUACCUCCGAUCGCAUGAUUUUAUUAGACACACCGCCAGUUAUGUCAAAUGCCUAUAAGAAAGAUUUAAUCAACAACGAACUGGAAGAUUUGGAUAGCAUUAUAACCCUAAUGUCAGUGUGCCAUCUGCUUAUUGUAGUGCAGGAUGAUUAUUUCAAUUUAAGUUUUUUAAAUCUGCUAAGAUUGGCUGAGCUAAUGAAACCCUCUGCUCCCGACAUAAAACCCAACUUCCUGCCUGAGUAUUUCCCCAAUGUAUUGUUUGUUAAAAAUCGUGCCAAACGUUUAGAUUUUGCCCCAGCCAACAAGACCUGUUUAGAUCAAAUGUUGAAAGCCUUUUUUAAAGAUUCGAAGCUGCGUAUCUUUAGAGGGGAAAUAAGUGAUGCCUAUCCCAUGCCGACAGCACAACAAACGACAACUCAGAGAAAUAAGAAAAAUCGUUCUAAUGAAAUGGAUUUGGAAGUGAAUAGUUUUCUAUUUCCUGAAGUCGUGUCUGAAGCGGCUACCACGUAUCACGAUUCAUUAAGUGAUAUUGUUAAUAGAUUUCGUACCCAAGUUUUUACCACACCCCGUAAUCCCAUGUAUACUGGCCCCACUGAAUUGAACGAGGAGAUUUGGUUUGAUUGGCUGACCAAAGUGUCACAGGACAACCAUAAUUUCUUCUUUAGCACUUAUGAAGAUAUUCAGCGUAAAUAUUUAGAUGCUGGGGCAAAUGAAAAAUUAGCUGCGGGUGUGAGUGGGGGUGUCGGUUCGGGCGUCAGUAGUUUUAAGGAUAUGGAUAAUUGGAGAGAAUAA